This is a messenger RNA of Sitophilus oryzae (rice weevil), 1937 nucleotides long. It is a transcript of the gene Idh3b, whose product is annotated as isocitrate dehydrogenase [NAD] subunit beta, mitochondrial. Gene Ontology annotation, molecular function: oxidoreductase activity, acting on the CH-OH group of donors, NAD or NADP as acceptor; NAD binding; magnesium ion binding. The transcript is spliced from 8 exons. Gene Ontology annotation, biological process: tricarboxylic acid cycle; isocitrate metabolic process. The coding region runs from base 159 to 1301 and encodes 380 amino acids. NCBI's taxonomy places the organism in Eukaryota, Metazoa, Arthropoda, Insecta, Coleoptera, Curculionidae. Gene Ontology annotation, cellular component: mitochondrion. The record is from RefSeq and is a predicted model, not a curated record.
AGUCAGGUCGCACUCACGUGGGUGGCGCGGAUGGCCAUUUUUUGACAGUUUUGUCAUUCCCUGCAAUUUUAAAUCCAUACUUUUUUGAAUUUUUCCCAUGUUUUAAUGGGAUUAAAAUAAUAAAUUCUGAAAUAAAAAAAGUAUAAUAUUAACCCAAAAUGUCCGUGCUUACUAGAAAUAUACCAAGAAUUUGUGUACAGGCAUCACAAACAGUAGCUGCUCGUAGCAUUCAUAGUUCUACAAACACUAAUAGAGCAGCUGCUUUGGCAGAAAGACCUGAUACUCGCGUAACUGCGACUCUGAUACCUGGAGAUGGAGUCGGUCCCGAACUUGUAUAUUCCGUGCAAGAAGUAUUUAAAGCAGCUGGAGUCCCUGUCGACUGGGAAUCAUACUUUUUUUCUGAAGUAAAUCCAACAUUAAGUGCACCAUUAGAUGAUGUAGCCCAUUCUAUAAGUAAAAAUAGAGUAGCACUAAAAGGUAUUUUGGCUACUCCAGAUUACUCACAUACCGGGGAGUUGCAAACCCUCAACAUGAAAUUGCGUAAUGCUUUAGACCUGUAUGCUAACGUUGUCCAUGUUAAAUCACUGCCUGGUAUUAAAUGUCGUCACAGUAACAUUGAUUGUGUCAUUAUCAGAGAACAAACUGAAGGAGAAUAUUCAGCUUUAGAACAUGAGAGUGUUAGAGGUGUUGUUGAAUGUCUCAAAAUUGUUACCGCUAAAAAAUCACAAAGGAUAGCAAAAUUUGCUUUUGAUUAUGCUAUCAAAAACAACAGGAAGAAAGUUACAGCAGUCCACAAAGCUAAUAUUAUGAAACUAGGUGAUGGAUUGUUUUUAAGAAGCUGUGAAGAGAUGGCAAAGCUAUAUCCCAAUAUAGAAUUUGAAAAAAUGAUUGUUGACAAUUGCACUAUGCAAAUGGUAUCAAAUCCACAACAGUUUGAUGUAAUGGUCACUCCUAAUUUAUAUGGCAACAUUGUGGACAACAUAGCAUCAGGUCUUGUAGGUGGUGCUGGUGUUGUUUCAGGUUCUUCAUAUUCAGCUGAAUGUGUAGUAUUUGAACCAGGUGCAAGGCACACAUUCUCUGAAGCUGUAGGUAAAAAUGUUGCUAAUCCAACAGCAAUGUUGCUGUGUUCAUCAAAACUAUUGCGCCACGUGAAUCUGAAUUCCUAUAGUGAAAUGAUCAGAAAUGCAGUGGAGAAGGUUUUAAAAGAUGGAAAAAUAAAAACAAAAGAUAUUGGUGGUCAAAACAGUACACAAGAAUUCACUUAUGCUGUUAUCAGUAACUUGGAUUUACCAAAAGCCUAAGUUAUCCUAUGAUGUCUCAUUUUUUAGAGGUGAGACACAGUAAUAAGGACAUAAAAAUUUAUAUUUUAUAGCUUUAAAUUGUUCAUUAAAUAGGAAUCUUAACAAUUUGUAUUCUCAAGGCAAUUAUUUUCUUUACAAUCUUUUGAGUUAUGUAUAUGAUAUUUUACCCACUUUUACAGCAAAAUAAAACACUAAUUCACUACAAUAUACCAAAACACUCUACUUUUAAACAGUGGAUGCGCGUUUCGCUAACUAUGUUAGCAUCAUCAGCAGAUUAUUAAAACUGAAAACUGUUUGUUAGCGAAACGUGCGUCCGAUGUUUAAAAGUAAAGUGUUUUGGUUUGGUUUGGUGGUUGAAUUAGUGUUAUAUUUUACUGUUAUAACACCAAAGGUUCCAACCCUCACCUGUAACUGACAUAGGUAAUCCACUUUUUACACAUGAAAGCUAUUUAUUUAUUUUUAUUUAUGAUAUUUACAUAUUAGUUAUUUAUUUUCUGUUUCCAAAUGUGUAUGUAUAAAGUUAGUUUAGAUACCUAAUAUUUGAGUUUGAAACAAGUAUUCCUGGAUUAAAUUCUAAGAUAUUUUCUUGUUCAAUGUUGUAUUGUCAAUGAUGAAUAAAUAAUAUAACUUUCAAAA